CUCGGCUUUAAUGGCUGCAGUUGUCGAAUGUAAACGAUUAGUAUGGAUUCUUAUAGGAAAACAUUGUUCUAGAUUUACUCCCCGACACCCUACAACAUCCUUGCUGAUAACGUAUCAGAGUCCUACAAGCUUGGUCAUUAUGGCCUGUACACUCCAAAGUGAGCGUGUGGACAAUGUCAGUGAUGCAAUUGCGAUUAUAGGCAUGGGCUGCCGACUCCCCGGAGAUGUGAAGUGUCCUUCAGAUCUGUGGAAUAUGCUUCUGCGUCAGCAGGUAGCAAAUUCGGCAAGGGUUCCAUCCUCUAGAUUCAAUAUUGCUGCUUUUCUACAUGAGAAUCCCGAGCGUCCUGGCAGCUUUAAUGUCCCUGGGGGAUAUUUCCUAGACGAUGACCUAGAAUAUUUUGACCCAACUAUGUUCAACUUAUCUCCCAUUGAGGCAGCGUGGAUGGAUCCACAGCAACGAAAACUUCUAGAAGUGGUCUAUGAAGCUAUAGAAAAUAGUGGCACUCCGAUGCACAAGGUUGCAAGUCAAGUCACGGGUUGCUUCGCUGCUUCAUUUGUCAGUGACUGGCAGCAGAUGAUAAUGAAAGAACCAGACUUCCGUCAUUCAUAUACAGCAACGGGAGUGGACCCGGGAAUACUUGGCAAUCGUAUUAGCCAUGUGUUCGGACUGCGAGGUCCCAGUGUACUCAUGAACACUGCUUGCUCGUCCACCAUGUAUGCUCUUGAUGCUGCUUGUAAUGCAGUCCGUCGUGGAGAAUGCGAAGGUGCCAUCGUGGGAGGCGCUAAUCUGGUCGUAACGGUUGAUCAACAGAUCAAUACGGCUAAACUUGGAGUGCUCUCGCCAACAAAUGCUUGCCAUACUUUCGAUGAAUCUGCUGAUGGUUAUGGAAGAGCUGACGGCGUUGGAGCCCUGUAUAUCAAAGGACUAGCAGCGGCUAUGAGAGAUGGAGAUCCGAUCAGGGGAGUCAUCCGAUCCGUGUGUACUAAUGCCAAUGGCCGACAUUCAGACAAUGGAAUCACCUACCCAAGCAUACAAGGGCAAAGGGACGUAAUCCUCAAAGCUUAUGAGCUGGCAGGACUAAGCCCCGACCUUACUACAUACAUAGAAACUCACGGUACAGGCACAAAGAUAGGUGAUUCUAUCGAAUUGCACGCAGUCUCACAAGCUAUGAGGCCUAUGGGCACUUCUGACAAGCCAAUAUUGGUUGGGAGUGUCAAGCCGAACGUGGGCCACAGCGAGGCUUCCAGCAGCAUUGCUACCAUCAUGAAGGUUGUGAUGGCGUUGGAGAAUAAAGUCAUUCCACCAACUGCUGGAGUACGACGACUCGCCCGAAACAUCGACUGGGAAAACUGGAAGGUAAAGGUGGUAACGGAGCCUACGCCAUUCCCUACGGAACCAACAGUUCGGCGCGUCGGUGUGAGCGCCUUUGGAUAUGGCGGCACAAAUGGCCACGCAAUAGUAGAAAAUGUCGAGAAUCUCGUCCCAGACUACAGGGGUCAUAAACUUCCGAGCCAUAGCGCUAUGGAUUCCAAAAAUCUGGACGCACAGAGGCCCUUCCUUCUACCAUUCUCUGCUCACAAUAAAAUUAGCCUUCGAAAAAAUAUCAAGACUUACGCAGCCUUUAGACCUAUUCCUAACUUGCUAGAUUUGAGCUAUACCCUCAGCAGUCGUCGCACUGCUUUAGGCUACCGUACCUUUGCGGUAUGUUACAAGCAUGAGUUCGAUAAUGGCAUGCUACUUGCGCUCGAGCGCAAUGUAUGGCACGCAAAAGAGAACGAGUCGGUCGCUUUUGCUUUCACAGGACAGGGCGCUCAAUGGACACAGAUGGGCCUUUGCCUGAUGCGCUGCUACCCCUCAUUCCGACAUAGUAUUCAAGAUCUUGACUCGAUCCUCUCUGGCACUGAAACGCCUCCAUCAUGGACCCUGUUGGGGACUCUCGAACGGACUGAAGCAGACAAUCUGAUUAAUGAGCCUACAUAUUCGCAGCCUCUGUGCACUGCUAUUCAGAUAGCCCUUGUUGAUCUGCUGUUUUCUUGGGGAGUAAAGCCAGCUGCUGUGAUAGGCCAUUCGUCAGGAGAGAUCGCAGCGGCAUAUGCAGCUGGGAUCAUAUCAUCUAAACAAGCCCUUCUCCUCGCGUACUAUCGCGGAAAGGCGGUUGCUCAGAAGCAAAGUGACGGAGCCAUGCUGGCCGUUGCGAAUACUUUGGACGAAGCCAAGCAUAGAAUCCAGCGAUUUGAGGGCAGAGUCGCUGUUGCGUGCAUAAAUUCGCCUUCCAACGUAACCUUGAGCGGAGAACGCUGUGCGAUCGAGGAACUCAAGGAAACUUUCGACAAGGCGGGUAUCUUUGCUAGAGCACUCAAAACCUCUGGAAAUGCAUACCAUUCGCACCUCAUGAAACCCGUUACUGGAAUUUACGAAUCGUACAUAAGCGACCUUUUCGUAGACGCGGCGCCUAAGAAAGGAACGUGUCCCAUGUUUUCAACGGUCUCUGGAUGCAUGGUUGAUGAGAGUGAGCUUAACCCAGAGUAUUGGGUAAAAAACUUGAUUAGUCCAGUACAAUUCGCCGAUGGAUUCAAGCAUAUGGUCGAAUCAACUGGCAAUAUUGGAUGUGUCUUGGAAAUUGGCCCUCAUGCUGCAUUAUCCGGUCCCAUCCGUCAGCUUAUCAUGGCUCAAGGCGCGCAAAUCGAAUACAUAGCUACCCUAAGACGUGGCGAAGAUGAUGCAGUCCAGCUAUUGAAAGCGGUCGGGACUCUUUGGGCCAGGAAUGUCAAGAUCGACAUCGAUGCUGUUACUCAGGGAGAGUCUGUAGACUGCACGGGACAGAUCGCAAAGCAGCGAGGCCAACUGCUCGUAGAUCUUCCACCUUAUCAAUGGGCCUAUUCCAAAAAGCUCUGGUUUGAGGCAAGACAAAGUCGUGAGCACCGUCAAGCAGUAUUCCCGCGUCACGAUAUUCUAGGCAGACGCAUUGCUGGUUCCUCUGCUAUCGAGCCAGUGUGGCGCAACAUUCUUCGGCACAAGGACCUGCCUUGGCUCAAGGAUCAUUCGCUAGGUGCCGAUGCAAUUUUCCCUGCUACUGGUUAUUUUGCAAUGGCUAUCGAAGCCCUGACGCAGAUAUACGCAACUGAGCCUGGCAUAGAGAUACAAGGCUACACCCUACGUGACGUUUCCAUAUCGACGGCAUUAGUAAUACCAGCGGAGGAUGACGGAGUAGAGGUUAUCUUCAGAAUGAGUCCUCUAGAAAGUGUUUUAGACGUCACCAACGGUCGGGGGAAAGUCAAAUGGUACUCGUUCUCCAUGUCUUCGGUACUCACUGAUACAUGGAAGAGGCAUGCGGAGGGCAAAAUAGCCAUCAAUGUCCGGAAACGAGGAAGAAAACCGCGGCCGAUCCCAGCAAUGCCGAUGCGGACCACGUACAAGUCCUGGAACGAGCGUUUACGCUCAUUCGGAUUUGACUUCGGGCCAUCAUUCCGCAACACUAUGUUCUUGAAUGUAGAUGGAAUCACACAUUGUGCUACUGCUGACAUUGCUAUCAAGAAAGAGAGCGGAACCAUCACAGACGAGUCUCGUUACUGCAUUCAUCCCGUUUCUCUUGACAGCUGCCUACAGAUUACAUCAGCAGCUAUCGUUGCCGGUCGACUCGCUGAGGUGACCGCGGGGACGGUAUUGACUUUCUUUGACGAGGUAUCUAUUUGGCCACCACGCGAUGCUCAGCUGGAAACGACAGGGGCGAUGUCCCAUGUAUCCGUCUCCGCAAAAGGAAGUCGCUCCUUCUUGGUGGACGCACAAAUGAUCGCCCAUGACGGCGAGCUGAUCGCGGAUUUUUCACAGAUACGAUGUCUUUACUAUGAAGCUGCAAUUCCGCAAAGCUCGAUCCAGCCCGAGCCGACCUACAUGCAACAGAAAUGGCUGCCCGAUAUUGUGACCUCACAAGUGGGUAUUGCAAGCCUCGAUACCGGGCGGAUUGAUCUGGAAGCAAUCAUGAGGCACACGUUACACAAAUACGGCUCGCUUAAUGUGGUCUCAUUUGAUACCGAAGUUGCAGAUCUGAUACAGCAUCUGCAUCCGUCAGCUAUCUUGGAUCGCGUUGCAAGUCCUGACGUAUCGAGUUGGGUCCCAUCAAGUAAGGAUCCGGCGAAUCUGGUCGUCAUACCCUCGAGCUUUGUAUGUGGUGAUAUCGAACAUGUCUUUGCACAGCUUCAUAUCGAAGAUGGUUCGGAAUGUAUCAUUAUCUUCCAAGGCAAGUACCCGCAGAUAAAAAAAUACCUAGACGAAUUGUCAGACUCAGGUGAGCUAUUACUUAAGAGUAUCACCGAUUGGGACCUAGACGAAAGCGGCCACUGUAUAAAGCAGAUGCAUGCAUUCACUGCUACGUCGAAAGAGAUCCAAGCUCGCGCACUAUCAGAGACUGCAGUAUUUGUAUACCGAAACCAACAGCCACGCUGCCUGAACGAGCUCAUGCAGGCUUUUUUGAGACAUGGUCGCAAAGUCCGCAUUUCGAAUUUCAAGGACUUGACCGUUGCCGAAGACGAGCAGCUCAUCAUGCUCACGGAUGCGGCAGGCCCUAUGCUGGCAGAUAUGGAGAAAGAAGAGCUGUCUACGCUGCAACGACUACUCGAGAAUCCGCCACCUCUUCUUUGGCUUACCUUUGGCGACUUGACUGCAGCCAGACUCCCCGAACAUUCCAUGAUGUCGGGCUGGUCUCGCGUAGUUAGAAACGAAAUUGCUCUUCUGAAACUCGUGCUUGUUGAUCUUGCCGAGUCGUCCAGCCCCAACCUCGAGCAGGUAGUUCAGAUUGCGAGGAGACAGCUCGUUUAUUCCUCGACACUGGAAACGGAAUACGCCAUCCGCGCUGGAGUCGUACAUAUCUGCAGAAUUGCUCCGUUUCAACACGAGAAUGAAGGCGGGCGUCUCAUCACUCUAGCUGCAACAAAUGACAAGAGUGGCCUCACUGGCUUUGCAAGGGGUGGUCGUGUGAUGUUCAGAAUAGAACCAGACAAGGCUCAAGAACUGGGUCCUGAUCAGGUCGAGAUCGACGUUUGCACGAUCGGACUUUGGCCAGAGGAUAGCUUCGCCGCUAAUGGCUCCCUGGCAUCCGAAUUGCUCAACCACGAAGUAGCUGGUACAGUCCUCCGAGUUGGAUCGAGAGUCGAGUCGGUUACUGUUGGCGAUAGAGUUGCAGGUUUCUGCUUCGGCACAUUGAGUCCCAUCCAAGUUACCCCUGCCAGGCUUGUCAAGGUCGUUCCUGAGGGUAUGGAUAGUGCCACGACGUCUAGCGUAUAUUGCGCAUUUACCACUGCACACUAUGCCUUACACGAGCUUGGACGAUUAUCGGCAGGUGAUAAUGUCGUCAUCCUGGAUGGCUCUGGGUCAUGCGGACACGCGGCUUUGCAAUUAUGUCGCCUCGCAGGAGCUCGAGUUUCUGUAAUCACCCAUUCCAACGAGAAUGCAGAAGCAUUGCGGAAACAAUUUCCUUACGCAAAUGUACUAAUGGCGCGUGACAGAGACAUUGUCUGUCAACUUGCUGACGUUUCGGAUGGCAAGGGGGUUGAUAUAAUUCUUGCACCGAGUUUUGGGGAUAUAUCCUUGUUAAUGGAAUGUAGUCGCGCGGCCGGAACGCAUGGGCGGCUCAUAAGAUAUGGUCAAACGAUUGCGAGUCAGCUGGCAUCCGAUUUAAACAACACGAACGGGCUCAACUUUGACUGUUUCGAUAUCAAGAGUCUAGCAGAAUCUCGCAAACUGAAGGCAUUAGAAAGGAACAUGCACAAGGUAUGGCAGCUUCUUGAGAACGGCGAAAUAUAUUGUUCGUGGAAUAUUUCCGAAGUCACCGUCGGGGAAAUUGAUGCUCUCUUCCAUUCAUUUCCCACCGAUAUCGCAGCAGCGAGACCUGUCAUCAGGUAUUCCAAGGCAACGGAAAUCCAUGCUAUACCCGCCAAGAAAAGAAUGAGAUUCCGGAACGAUGCAUCGUACCUUCUUGUCGGAUGUCUCGGAGGCCUGGGCCGUAGUUUGACAAACUGGAUGGUCAAUCAAGGCGCGACAUCACUUAUUUUUCUCUCACGCUCCGGAGCGACCAAUCGCGAGGCAGCUGAGUUGGUGCGCUCUGUUCGAGCCAGAGGUGUUGAUGUCACAGUUAUCCAGGCGGAUGUAUCCUCGAAAAAAGCACUUACAGAUGCUCUUACAAAAGUAGACCCUGCUCGCCCUAUUCGUGGCGUCGUCAAUGCAGCAGGUAGUUUCAAGGACUCAAUGUUCCGCAAUAUGACCAUCGAUGCCUGGCAUGCGGCUCUCCAGGCGAAGGUUAAGGGCUCCCUGAAUCUACAUGAGGCUUUCACUACAAAGGGUGAACUCGACUUCUUCUUGAUGACAGGCUCAGCAUCGGCCACACUCGGAUCUGCUGGUCAGAGUAACUAUGCAUCAGGCAACAACUUCCUGGAUGGGUUGGCGCGCCAUCGAUCGGUCCUAGGACUUCCUGGAGUAUCUCUCAUUCUACCGAUGGUACUCGGUAUCGGUUAUGUCGCUGAUAGGCCGGAGUUGGAGGCUACUAUUAUACGAAAAGGUACUUACGGGAUUGAAGAGCAGGAGAUGCUGCAAUCUUUCGAGGACGCCAUGCUUCUACAGACCAGUGGUACCAUUAAUACACAGGGCAAUGAUCAUCUUAUCGUCGGUUUACAGCCAAAGCGUCUGGCCGCAGCAAUGGAAUCCAAUACAACUGACACCGAGGCGACAAACUGGCUCAGAGACUCUCGCCUAUUGAGACUGGCUUCCAUGAUUGAGGCUCAUGGCUCUUCGAAAGGUGGAAACAUCAAAUCCAAUCGCGGAAUCCAACUUUCUAUCAAGAAUACCGACACUAGAGCCGAUGCACAAAAACUCGCUGAAGAAAGCGUUAUCGAGCGCAUGUCGCGGCUUCUGAUGCUGGAGCUUGAUGAAGUCAAAGAUGGAGCUGGAUCGCGAUCGGUAGCCAGCUACGGACUCGAUAGCAUGAUCGGGGCUGAGUUUCGCAAUUGGAUCUUUAGAGAGUUUGGAGUUGAUGUCGUGUUUCAAAAGCUGCUCGCUGGGAGUUUGACUAUCAGUGGCCUGGCUACUCUACUUUGUAAUACCAUACGGGAGGAAACAUCCUAGUAGAUGGUGAAUCCUCACGGUACUAUCUUGAAUAGCAGCGCUGCUUAUUUUGUGUUUGCCAUUAAUUAUAGAAAAGAUUAUGAUUACGUAUGAAUACUAGCGCCGAAGGUCUCCACAACUUUAGUUUACUGGUUUAUAUGCUUAAUGUUAGUAUUUACCUGAUCAGUCGACCUAUAGUUACU
Messenger RNA from Pseudovirgaria hyperparasitica, 7296 nucleotides. RefSeq lists its product as uncharacterized. NCBI's taxonomy places the organism in Eukaryota, Fungi, Ascomycota, Dothideomycetes, Acrospermales, Acrospermaceae. Gene Ontology annotation, biological process: fatty acid biosynthetic process; secondary metabolite biosynthetic process. The transcript is spliced from 18 exons. The coding region runs from base 11 to 7114 and encodes 2367 amino acids. The record is from RefSeq and is a predicted model, not a curated record. Gene Ontology annotation, molecular function: fatty acid synthase activity; FMN binding; 3-oxoacyl-[acyl-carrier-protein] synthase activity.